AUGACAUAUGAGAAUUACAAAGAAAAAUUUGAAAGGGAAAUGUCUGAAACAAGUAUUGAAGAUAAUGAUGAAAAUGCUAAAAAUCACAAUAAUGGUAAUACUAGGGAUGACAAUGAUGUUGUUAUGGAAAAUAAUGAAGGUAACAAUAUUGAAAAUGUUGAAGAACAAAAGAAUGAUGAAUAUAAUGAUGAUAUUAAAAAUUGGAAAAAUAAUUACUGUAAUGAUAAUAAUGAAAAUAAUAAUAUUGGAGAUACCAUGAGCCAAAGGAAUAGUGAUAUCAACAUAAGGAACAAUAAUGCUGAUACUGAAAAUAUCAAUAAAGAAAAUCAAAAUAUCAUAAGUAAUAAAAAUAUGAUAAUGGAAGCAAAUGAUAAUACUGAAAAUAUCAAAAAUCAAGAAAAUGAUGCCGAUAUAAAGAGUAAUGAUACCAAAAAUAUUGAAAAUUGGGAGAAUAAUUAUUAUGAUAAUAGUAAAAGAGAUAAUGAAAAUCAAGAGAUUAAUGACAAUAAUGCCAAUAUUGAAAAUACUGAUAAAAAUCAGAAUAAUGAAGAUAUAAUGGAAACAAAUGAUAAUAUCAAUAAUGAAGUAAUGCAAACAGAUGAAAACCAAGACUUAAGAAUUAAUUUUGAAAAUGGUGAUGGGAAAGAAAAGAAUAAUUAA
Rhizophagus irregularis DAOM 181602=DAOM 197198 is the source of this 660-nucleotide messenger RNA. RefSeq lists its product as uncharacterized. The record is from RefSeq and is a predicted model, not a curated record. Lineage: Eukaryota; Fungi; Glomeromycota; Glomeromycetes; Glomerales; Glomeraceae.